This is a messenger RNA of Branchiostoma floridae (Florida lancelet), 1208 nucleotides long. Its product is annotated as ficolin-2-like. The record is from RefSeq and is a predicted model, not a curated record. NCBI's taxonomy places the organism in Eukaryota, Metazoa, Chordata, Leptocardii, Amphioxiformes, Branchiostomatidae. Bases 42 to 1208 code for a protein of 388 amino acids. The transcript has 6 exons.
CACACCGAGUAGAGAUCUGCUAACAACCUUGUCACAUCGCCAUGCCCGUCCUUUCCAUUGUCGUCCUUGUUCUACUGCACCACCUCGGCAGUUCAACAGCACAAGUCGGUUCAGAGGUUCCUGAAGGGUGGCCGUUGACUGAAGUUGGAGAACACGUCACCCUGACUGGAUCUUGUCUGGCAUAUGGAGAGCUUCUACAGUACUUAACUAGACAGGACAAGCUGGAGAGCGAGUUAGAGGCACUGAAGAACGAGACACAGCAAUGUUGUGAGGGCCAAUGGGCGCUCUGGAUGGAGAACCAACAGCAGUCUUUUGGCAGUCUACAGGUCAACGUGGAGAACCAAACCAACACUCUUCAGCAACAACAGGCAACGAUUCAGCAACUGCAAGUAACAGUGGGUGACCAGGUCAACAUCAAUCAACAACAACAUGCUACCGUGCAACAGCUGCAAGCAACAGUGGACAACCAAGCCAACAUCAUCCAGCAACAAGAGGCCACAAUUCAGCAAAUGCAGACCCGUCUGAGCCAACUUUCAGAUAAGGUGAACAGUGCUCGUGACUGUAUGGAACUGUUGACGACUGGACACGACACCAGCGGGGUGUACACCAUCUACCCUGAUGGAGGAGGGAAAAGUCCUGUUCACGUCUACUGUGACAUGGACACUGAAGGGGGUGGAUGGACGCUGUUCCAGAAGCGCCAGGACGGUUCAGUCAACUUCUAUCGAGACUGGCAGGUGUACAAGACAGGGUUUGGGGACCUGAGGGGAGAGUUCUGGCUAGGUAACGACCACUUGCACCGCCUGACGGCCCAGGAUGUGUACGAACUGAGAGUGGAUCUGGAGGACUUUGAGGGUAACACGGCCUACGCCAAGUACAACAUCUUCAGGGUGGAGGAUGAGGUGCACAAGUACAGGCUAACUGUGGACGGGUACUCUGGCAAUGCAGGUGACACCAUGACCGACUCAGUCCGUCCUCACAACGGCAUGUACUUUUCUACGAGGGACAGGGACAACGAUCCUCACUCUACUGCCGACUGUGCAGAAAUAUACAAAGGCGCAUGGUGGUACGAGAGGUGCCACCGUGCAAACCUGAACGGGCUGUACCUGGGUGGGUCUCACCAGUCCGAUAGAGACGGUGUCAAUUGGAACCCAUGGAAGGGCUCACGCUAUUCACUGAAAAUUACUGAAAUGAAGAUAAGGCCUAACUAG